UGCGACUCCUCCUACUUACUCUCUAGCGUCGUCUGGACCCGAGCUGUUAGGCGUUGGACCCUACAGAGCCUCAACUGCCUCAUGUACACCUCGCAGCUUGUGCUACUGCCAGUGUUCUUCCUGAUGCUCCCCGAGGGCGCCAGUCCUCAACCCUCUUCCUUCCCAUUAGAGGCAGCGCCCACCUCUUCAGUCUUGAAGUCGACGACUCAGAGAGGGACCCUGCAGUCCUCCGCAGUGGGGCCUGCAACGACCCAGGAUGGCCCUGGGCUCUCUACGGUGGGCUCUAUUCUUGUGACCCCCUUUGCGCCGGAGAAUAAGACUGUGGACCUCUUUCCAGUCUUACCGAUCUGUGUUUGUGAUUUGACUCUUGGUGUCUGCGAUCUAAACUGCUGCUGCGACAGAGACUGCUAUCUUCUCCAUCCGAGGACUGUUUUCUCCUUCUGCCUUCCAGGCAGUGUAAGAUCUUCAAGUUGGAUGUGUGUAGACAACUCUCUUAUGUUCAGGAGUAAUUCCCCAUUUCCUUCCAGAGUUUUCAUGAAUUCAAAUGGCAUCCGGCAAUUUUGUGUACAUGUGAACAACUCAAAAUUAAACUAUUUCCAGAAGCUCGAAAAGGUCAGUGCAACCAAUUUCCAAACCCUGGCUGCAGAGUUUGGAGGUGAUUUAUUCAUUUCAACAUUGCAGUCCCAGUCACCACCACCUUUUUACAAGGCUGGGGACCCCAUUCUGACUUACUUUCCCAAAUGGUCUGUAAUAAGCUUGCUGAGGCAUCCUGCAGUAGUGGGAGCUGGGGGAGUUUGUGCUGAACGCAAUCCUGCAGGUUUCUUAGAGAGUAAAAGUACAACCUGCACUCAUAUCUUCAGGAACCUGGCAAGGAGCUGUACCUUGGAUCCAGUCCUGGAUGCUGCCUCUUACUAUAACUUCACAGUCUUUAAGGUUCCACGAGGUGUGACUGAUCUGCAGAAUAUGAAGUUCCAGGUUCCUGUAACACUUGCCUCACAGGCCAAUCCUCCUCUCUUGGCUCGGAAUGCUUGUCUGAAUGUUGUUUCCCAGGUCACCUAUGACAUAGAAACAAAUGGAACCUUUGGAAUCCAGAAAGUUGCUGUCCGUUUUAAACAAAUCAACCUGACUGUUGAGCCAGUUGUUUCUUUACAGCAAGACUUCAUCAUUCGCUUUAGGGCUUUUCAACAAAGCACAGCUGCUUCUGUAACUAUGCUUAGAAGUGGUAAUCCUGGCUAUAUUGUUGGGAAGCCACUCUUGGUUCUAACUGGUGAUAUAAGUCACUCCAUGACCCUCUUGCAGAGCGAGGGAAAUGGAAUUUGCUCUGUUAAAAGACAUGAGGUACAGUUUGGAAUGAACGCAAUAUCUGGAUGCAAGUUCAGGCUGAAGGAAGAGGUCUGUAGCCAGUUGCGGAAUGAGAUUUAUCAAAUUCUUCAUGGAAGCCCCAGACCAGAGCAUGUCGCCAUCUUUGGUAAUGCUAACCCAGCUUGGAAAGGAGAGUGGACCAGUAUCAUCAACAGAAGCUGCAGUACUUCCGCCCUGAACUGUACUUCUUGCUGUUUCGUACCAGUUUCUCUGGAGAUCCAGGUGUUGUGGGCAUACAUAGGCCUUCAGUCCAACCCACAGGCUCAUGUGUCAGGAGCCCGAUUCCUAUACCACUGUCAGCACAUACAGGUUUCCCAAAAAGGAGCAGACGUAUCUCUGACAACUCUUAUAAACUUUGUGGACAUUACAAGGAAGCCAGAGCCUCCAAGAAGCCAGCCCAGAAUCGACUGGAAAUUGCCAUUUGACUUUUUCUUUCCUUUCAAAGUGGCAUUCAACAAAGGGAUCGAUUCCCAAAAAGGAUCACCCUGUCCCGUCUUUAUCCUGUGCCUCUUACUGCUCGGAGUUCUCAACCUAGGGACUAAGUGAAGAAAAAGAAGAAUCAGAUUUCAGUUUUCCCUAUGGGAAGCUCAGAGGCGGCCUACUUAUUAUGGCUAUAUAGAUCAGUCUAUACUUGCUCAUGACCAAAGGAGAGCAUUUAGGAAAAUAUAACCUAAUUGAAGGAGCAUUUGUACAUGGAAGAAGGUAUUUUAGAAAUGCAGUAAAGAGUGUGGAGGGUGGCACAUGCCUGUAAUCCCAGCAUUCAGGAGCCUGAGGUAGGGGGACUGAGAGGGCAGGGUUAUCCAGGACUAUAUAGCAAUACCUUGUCCCGAAUAAAAAGGAGCAAAGGAAGGAAGGAAGAAAGGUAGUAACAAUAUUUCAUCUAGGAUAGCUAUCUGUUUAGAACUGUGCAGGCCACUAGGUACACAUGAGGUUCUCUUCUAAACCUGUGGUGACAAAUUGCUUUCCUCCUUCUGGUUGUAUUUUGCCUGACUAUAAAGGUUUGCAAGAAAAUCUACCUGCUUGCAAGUAUAGUCAAGCCUGUAUAAAAAACACACUCCAGCACUCACCCAGAGUAAACUCAGGAAUGACUAUCAGCAAUGAAGUUCAGAGGAGCUGACCAUUCGGGCCAGAAAAUUGCUGGCUGUGUAUUUUUUCUGGCUUUUUUGCCAAGGUGGGACCACACUGUCCAGGCAUGAGUUAGGAAAGUAAUUUUUUCCAUUUGGUUUGCAAAAUGAGUGUGGAAUGCCAGCUCUUCUUCCUGCUGGCAAAUAACCUUACCAUUCAUUUCUGCUCUUUUUUUUUCCCUCCUUUAUUGUGGUGAGGAGAAAGAAAAUAUUGACAGCUUUUAAUUCUACAUCCAUCCAACAAUAUGGCAAAAGUUAACGGCCCCGUGAUUUGCCUCACAGUUUUUCUGUGUUUCUUUUUCCUGUGUUUGUGAAGUUUAGAAAGCAAACAAACUGGGCAUGGUUGCCC
Fukomys damarensis (Damara mole-rat) is the source of this 2835-nucleotide messenger RNA. It is a transcript of the gene Tctn3, whose product is annotated as tectonic family member 3. Bases 82 to 1908 code for a protein of 608 amino acids. Gene Ontology annotation, biological process: cilium assembly; smoothened signaling pathway. Lineage: Eukaryota; Metazoa; Chordata; Mammalia; Rodentia; Bathyergidae. The transcript is spliced from 14 exons. The record is from RefSeq and is a predicted model, not a curated record.